AUGCAACUGACGCGCUGCUGCUUCGUGUUCCUCGUGCAGGGCAGCCUCUAUCUGGUCAUCUGCGGCCAGGACGACGGCCCCCCCGGCGCCGAGGACCCCGAGCAUGAUGACCCCGAGGGCCAGCCCCGGCCCCGCGUGCCUCGGAAGCGGGGCCACCUCUCCCCGAGGGCCCGCCCCGUGACCAACUCGACGCUCCUGGGGCUGCUGGCUCCCCCCGGGGAGGCCUGGGGGUUCCUCGGGCAGCCCCCCAGCCACCCAAAGCACAGCCCCCCUCCUUCGGCCAAGGUGAAGAAGAUCUUCGGCUGGGGCGACUUCUACUCCAACAUCAAGACGGUCGCCCUGAACCUGCUGGUCACGGGCAAGAUCGUGGACCACGGCAACGGGACCUUCAGCGUCCACUUCCGGCACAACGCCACGGGCCAGGGCAACAUCUCCAUCAGCCUCGUGCCGCCCGGCAAGGCCGUGGAGUUCCACCAGGAGCAGCAGAUCUACAUCGAGGCCAAGGCCUCCAAGAGCUUCAACUGCCGCGUGGAGUGGGAGAAGGUGGAGCGCGGCCGCCGGACCUCGCUCUGCACCCACGACCCCGCCAAGACCUGCUCCCGCGACCACGCCCAGAGCUCGGCCACCUGGAGCUGCGCGCAGCCCUUCAAGGUGGUCUGCGUCUACAUCGCCUUCUACAGCACGGACUACCGGCUGGUGCAGAAGGGAGGCCCAGGGCCCGGGCCUGCCGCGGGGGACUCAGGGCUGCUGUCUCACCUGCAGGUGCCCACCCUCCGGACACCAGCCAGCACCCUGCCCAUGGCCCUGUGGGUGCUGAGGGCAGAGCGGGCAGCAGCAGGUGGUGGUCCCGGCCCUCCUCCGCGGGGCCUGGCUGACCUACAGCAGGACCGGGGCACGCUGACCCCAGCCCCCGGCUCCUUCCUCCCGUGGAGAGCCAGAUGCUGCCGACAGCUGGAGGGCCGGCCUGCCUGGCACACAUCUGCCCGCGCAGGGGGUGGGUUCGUGUUAA
This is a messenger RNA of Pipistrellus nathusii (Nathusius's pipistrelle), 1009 nucleotides long. NCBI's taxonomy places the organism in Eukaryota, Metazoa, Chordata, Mammalia, Chiroptera, Vespertilionidae. The record is from the annotation of a GenBank genome assembly.